UCCCUUUCUCUCGUUAUCUCCCUUUCCAACCUCUAUCUUCCAGCCUCUGAGAGACACUGUACUUUAUGUUAGUGUGUUUGUUCGUGUGGGCGGUUGUGUGAACUGCAUGUGUCUGUAUAGAAGACAGGCACCUUUUUUGAAAAGUGGUCCAGACUAGGAUAUCUGAACCCUUCAGUCUUUCUCCGCUCCUCUCAGCCAUCUCCUUCUAUUUGUUUCCCACGUUUAGAAAAAAAGAAAAUAUCUGUUAAGAAUCAACAUUUUUUCUCGUCUGCAUCAUUUUCAAUGGCGUUCUCAAUCCCUUCCCUGACCCUGGCAUCUUGGAUUUAAUGAGUUGCCCCGUGGAAUAAACCAGGCAAUUGUGGAAUUCUCUGUGCUACAAUUCUGGUGAAUGAUCUGUUGAACAGGGGAUGCAGGGAGGGAAUGUGGUUUAAGGUGAGACAGAGUCCACCUUCCACCAGCAGCCUUCUGCCCUCCUCGCAGUGACAACGUCCCCGUAGCAAUCAACAGGCCAGCAUUUAUUGCCUGUAACCAAUAGGAUGGGGGCCGGGGAAGCAAGUGGGCACAGCUACCUGGUGGCUUGCUGGCAGCCCAUUCUAAUUCUUAUGCUGGGCACUGUACUGUCUGGUUCCACCACAGGCUGUCCAUCCCGCUGCGAGUGCAAUGCUCAGGAGCGUUCAGUUAUGUGCCACCGCAAGAAGCUUAUGUCCGUCCCCGAGGGUAUCCCCACAGAAACACGACUGCUGGACCUCAGCAAGAACCGAAUUAAAACCAUCAACUCAGACGAGUUUGCUGCCUACCCCUAUCUGGAGGAGCUGGAGCUCAAUGAGAACAGCCUUUCAGCCAUUGAGCCUGGCGCCUUCAACAACCUGUAUGGCCUGCGGACAUUGGGGCUGCGCAGCAACAAGCUCAAACUAAUCCAGCUGGGUGUGUUCACGGGCCUAAGCAACCUUACCCAGCUGGACAUCAGCGAGAACAAGAUAGUUAUUCUGCUGGACAACGUGUUUGAGGACUUGAACAACCUACGCUCCCUGGAGGUAGGCGAUAAUGACCUGGUGUUCAUCUCCCACCGGGCCUUCCAUGGCCUCACCAGCUUGGAGCAGCUAACUUUGGAGAAGUGCAACCUAACUUCAGUGCCAACUGAGGCCAUCACUCAACUCCACAGUCUGAUCUUUCUCCGGUUGCGCCACCUUAACAUUAAUGUUAUUAAGGAUUACUCCUUCAAAAGGCUGUCCAGGCUCAAAGUGCUGGAGAUCGCCAACUGGCCCUACCUGGACACCAUGACCUCCAAUUGCCUCUAUGGACUAAACCUCACCUCGCUGACCAUCACCAAUGGCAACCUGACUUCUAUCCCCUAUGUGGCUCUUCGGCACUUAGUCUAUUUAAGGUUUUUGAAUCUGUCCUAUAACCCCAUCCACACCAUUGAGGGGAAUAAGCUCCACGAUCUUUUGAGGCUCCAACAGUUUCAUCUGGUAGGGGGCAGGCUGGCUAUGAUUGAGCCCUACUCUUUCCGAGGUCUAAACUAUUUGAAGAUCCUCAAUGUGUCUGGAAAUGCCUUGACCACCUUGGAGGAGUCUGCAUUUCACUCGGUAGGCAACCUGGAGACUCUGGCACUGUAUGACAACCCCUUGGCCUGUGACUGUCGGCUGCUGUGGGUGUUCCGAAGACGCUGGAGGCUUAACUUCAACCGGCAGCAACCCACCUGUGCGUCACCUGAGUUCGUACAGGGAAAAGAGUUUAAAGAUUUCCCGGACAUCCUACAACCCAACUACUUCACAUGUCGCAAGUCCAGGAUUGAAGACCGCAAGGCGCAGCAGAAAUUUGUGGACGAGGGAACUACUGUUCAAUUUGACUGUCGCGCAGAUGGUGAUCCAGCCCCAGUCAUUAUGUGGCUCUCCCCGCAGAAGCAGUUCAUUACGACCAAAACCAUUGGGCGACAUACAGUAUUCCCUGAUGGCAAACUUGAGGUACGCUAUGCCCAGAUCCAGGAUAAUGGCACAUAUGUGUGUAUAGCCAGCAACGCCGGUGGCAACGACACAUCUCUCGCUCACCUGCAUGUCCACAGCUACUCUCCAGACUGGCCCCACCAACCGAACAAGACAUUCGCCUUCAUCUCCAACCAACCCAAUGAGAAUGGUGCCAAUGGUACGCGAACCAACAUCCCCUUCCCAUUCGACAUCAAGACCUUGAUCAUUGCCACCACUAUGGGCUUCAUAUCGUUCCUCGGCGUCGUCCUAUUUUGUCUGGUGCUACUCUUUCUGUGGAGCAGGGGCAAAGGGAACACAAAGCACAACAUAGAGAUUGAGUAUGUACCACGCAAGUCAGACGCUGGGAUGAGCGGCAGCACCGCGGAUGCCCCUCGCAAGUUUAACAUGAAAAUGAUUUAACGGGGACCUAAGGAGCAGAAAAAGACUCUGAACCUGAAGUUGUUAAAAAUAUAUAUAUAUAUAUAUAUAUAUAUAUAAAACAAAUGUAAAAUACUCCCUAAAAAAACUGUGGAUCCUGGGAUGUUAUAGUUAUUUGUUUUUCCUGACUUAAGUGUUGGAGAUGGAUAAACAAGUUACUUGUUUAUCUAGUAUGUUGAUUAUAUGAGGUGAUAGCAAAGCCAACGCUCCAAUGCAUUCACAAUUUCUGCAAGGCCCUUAGUUUGUUUGACCAUUUGUUUGUAAACAAUUAAGGUUAUGAGCAAUUUAUAUUUCUGUGGAUUUCUGUGGGGGAAAAAAAUUAUAUCAAAAAGGAUGAACCCUUUGUCAACAGCCAGAAUUCAAAAGGUAGACCAUAUUCUUGCUGUUAUUUUGUCUACAUUUUAUGUUAAAUUAUUCUCUUUUUUUAUAUAAAUAAAAAAUGAAACAUUUUAUUUAACCAAGGGUUAAGAGUUAGUUGUAUGGGUUGAUGAGCACAUUUAAAAAUCCAAUGUUAUUUUCUCAAUCAGAAUAAUAUGUUUUGUAACCACAUACAUAUUUCUCAAUGCAAUUUAAUUGAAGUUGCUUUUAUAUCUGUGGAGGUCUAGUAAUUACUUUCGCAAAACCAUUGUGUUACAAAAUAUGAUGUUACAUGAAUAAAUAAAGCAUAACUACACAGUAAAAUGAAACAUUUCAAUAUACAGUCUUGGACCUUAAGCAUGUACAAAUGCAUUACAAAUUUUAUUAAUUCAGAUUUUUGACCUAUUAUCAAAAUAUGAUUCUCAAAACACCUCAAAAUACAUUGAGUAAUUUAUCUUGAGUGGAUCUCAUUUCUCUAUUUGGUUAUGCUAGACACAUUGGCAUUAAAUAUUUGUCAAUGAACAUAGUAUUAUUUUAUGUGACAUUUAUAUAUAAUAAAAGAGUAUUAUAAAUAAAUGAGUAUUAUAAAUAUAUAAAGAUAAAGAGUAUUAUAAAUAAAAGAGAGAAAUCGAAACAGUUACUCUUCUCUUUCAGAAGUAACUACAUUUUUAAUAACAGGAAGUGCGGUGCUAGUUACAAUAACUGUGCAUAUUAUUUUAAUAACCAUAUUCAUACAUUACACACACUUCACUGAUCAGAAUAAUUCAGCUAGAACCUUUGGUGUGCUGAUGCAGAUUACAAUCCCUAUAAAACAAAUUAUGGUAUAUUCCAUUGCAUAUCCUUGCAUGAAUAUCUUGCUAUCUGAUUAUCUGUUGCUUUAUGAAUUAUGUUUCAGUGCACUUCAAAUAACAUUACAUAACAGGCUUAUUAUUAUGUGGGUCCUGUGUAUCUCAGUUGGUAGAGCAUGACAUUUGCAACACUAGGGUUGUGGGUUUGAUUCCCUUGACGGGCCAGUACAAAAUGUAUGCACUCAUUACUGUUAAGUCUCUCUGGAUAAGAGCAUCUGCUAAAUGAUGUAAAUGUUAACAUGUUUAUGGUGGCUUAAACUUACUCUGUGUUUAAUGUGCUCACCAACCUGUAAAACACUAAUUUUUAUUCUAUGUCAGUGAGCUUCUGUUCUCUAACACCUACCAUAAAAACCUCCUUUCUGGGAAAAUGUUACUAUAUGAUACCCCAAAAAAUUCUGUGAAGGGGUUAGAAGAAAAUACUAAAUGUGUUGCUGCCAAUCCUCAUGGAUAUACAGUUUGUGAAAUGCCCUUAACUUUACCAACUACAAACUGUGGACAGCUGGGCAUUGUGGAUAUGUGCAGGAUAAAUACUAAGUUAUUUAUGAUGGAUGACAUUCCAGACAAUGACACAGUAAUGGGUUGGAAGUAUGGACUGAAUAUGCAGAUGGUCCAGGGACGCAGAUGGUUUCACCCAUGGAGUGGUCUGAAGCAGCUUUGGAGUAAUCCGUUUUGCUGAGAACUGGUGAAUACGGCUCAUGUUUUUUCCUCUCUGGUUGAUUACGAAUGCUCUCUUUGUUCAAAGUGUGGCUACUGUACUGUGCUGUAGCCUUCGCUCCCGGUCGAGUCAGAUAUUAAUGGGAACUUAUUUUCUUUCUCUUGUUCCUUUUUUUUUAUUUUGACCCAGGACUAUGUUGAACAUGUAGUCCAAGCCAACUUUGUAUUAAAACAUAUUAAAAAAAUACAUAAAAAUUAAAAAAUUAAAUACAUUGAAAUUGUUCUGUGCAAUAAAGGUAAUAUGCAGAUUUUUUUUUAUUAACAACAUUUUAUUGAUGUUAAAUUGUUUAAAAUAUGGUAUGUUGUAUUAAACAAUCUAUGGAUUUUUU
This is a messenger RNA of Esox lucius (northern pike), 4650 nucleotides long. RefSeq names its product leucine rich repeat and Ig domain containing 1a (gene lingo1a). Gene Ontology annotation, molecular function: protein binding. Gene Ontology annotation, cellular component: extracellular matrix. The record is from RefSeq and is a predicted model, not a curated record. NCBI's taxonomy places the organism in Eukaryota, Metazoa, Chordata, Actinopteri, Esociformes, Esocidae. The transcript has 3 exons. Bases 537 to 2384 code for a protein of 615 amino acids.